Molecule: messenger RNA, 2952 nt
Organism: Colletotrichum orchidophilum
Lineage: Eukaryota; Fungi; Ascomycota; Sordariomycetes; Glomerellales; Glomerellaceae
Product: RNB domain-containing protein
Exons: 2
Coding region: 1-2952 (983 amino acids)
Biological process (GO): rRNA catabolic process
Cellular component (GO): nuclear exosome (RNase complex); cytoplasmic exosome (RNase complex)
Molecular function (GO): RNA binding; 3'-5'-RNA exonuclease activity; endonuclease activity
Source: RefSeq, a predicted model, not a curated record
AUGGCGAGCCUUAAGCGUUCGUUCGAGGCCGACCCCUUUGCUGCCAACAUCUCGAGCAAAGUCUACGUCCGUUCGACGAGGAAGGGCAAGGUUCAGAAAAUUGUGAGGGAGGUCUACCUGCGUCAAGAUAUUCCCUGUUCCUCAAAGCUAUGCCGGAGCUGUCUACAGACGGCCCCCAGAGAUGCAGCCAACAAUAUCCAACCGUUUGUCCUCUCUGACAAGCCGGCGGGGACCAAGGCGUUCCCCCAGGGGCACUAUAUCGUCCCCGACACCAAUGCGCUGUUGAACGCCAUGGACCUCUUUGAGCAGAGCUCGGCUUUUUAUGACGUCGUCAUCCUGCAGACAGUGCUCGAAGAGCUGCGCAACCGCUCGCUGCCCCUGUACAACCGCCUCGUCGGGCUCACAAAGAGCGAGGACAAGCGCUUCUAUGUCUUCUUCAACGACUUCCGCCUCGAGACGUACGUCAACCGCGAGUCCAACGAGACAGUCAACGACCGCAACGACCGCGCCGUGCGCAAGGCGGUGAAGUGGUACGCCGAGCACCUGGCGCAGACAAAGGCCAAGACGGUGCCCGCAAUCGUGAUGCUCAGUGAUGACCAAGACUGUCUGAGGAAGGCCAAGGCCGAAGGUGUCACGGCCAUGUCCCUUUCCGAGUAUAUUGGCGGCCUCGAGGAUGGCGAGAGGCUGCUAGACAUGGUUGCCGAAUCGCGGAAUUCGAGCUUUUCCAAGAAGCACGCCGGUCCCAUUUACCCGGAAUACUUCACCAUGUCUAAGUUGAUGACGGGGGUCAAGGCCGGUCUCCUUCACCAGGGCAUUUUCAAUGUCUCGCCGUACAACUACCUGGAGGGCUCCAUCCACGUGCCCGCGUUUCCCAAGCCUCUUAUCGUCCUCGGCAGAGAGAACAUCAACCGAGCCGUCAGCGGCGACGUUGUCGUCGUCGAGGUUCUUCCAAAGGACCAGUGGAAGGAGCCGUCAACCAAGAUUAUCGAGGAAGAAGCGGUCACACGUGACGAAAACGCCGACGGUGAGGAAGCGCAAGACUUUGUGUCGGAGAAGGAGCGCAAGGCGCUGCAAGAAGAGGUGAAGAAAACACACAAGAAUAGCACCGAGGGCCGGCCGCAACCGACGGCAAAGGUUGUCGGCGUCAUCAAGCGCAACUGGCGACAGUAUGUCGGGCACAUUGAUCCUUCAUCUGCAAGCAAGAGCGGCGGCCAGGGUCGUAAGUCGGACAAUGUUUUCCUUAUCCCCAUGGAUAAGCGCAUCCCCAAGAUCAAGCUGCGCUCACGACAGGUUUCCGAGCUCCUCGGCAAGCGCUUGUUGGUCACCAUUGAUGCUUGGGACCGCGAUUCCCGGCACCCCGUGGGCCACUUUGUGCGCUCGCUUGGUGAGCUUGAGACCAAGGCCGCGGAGACGGAAGCUUUGCUGCUGGAGUACGAUGUACAAUACCGUCCUUUCCCCAAGACGGUACUCGACUGUCUGCCAAAGGAAGGCCACGACUGGAGAGUACCGCAGAACCUGGAAGACCCUGGCUGGAGGGAUAGAGAGGAUCUUCGGAAGCUCCUUAUCUGCAGUAUCGAUCCCAUCGGUUGCCAGGAUAUUGAUGAUGCUCUCCACGCCAGGCCCCUUCCCAACGGAAACUUUGAAGUUGGCGUCCACAUUGCCGACGUCUCCCAUUUUGUCAAACCCGCCAACGCCAUGGAUACGGAGGCUAACUUGCGAGGCACCACCGUGUACCUGGUUGAUAAGAGAAUCGACAUGUUGCCGAUGCUUCUCGGUACCGACCUCUGCUCGCUCAAGCCCUAUGUCGAGCGUUACGCCUUCUCCUGUAUCUGGGAGAUGAACGCGAAUGCAGACGUUGUCGGCGCCCGCUUCACAAAGUCGGUCAUCCAGUCGAAGGAGGCAUUCAGCUACGAGGCGGCCCAGCUCCGCGUCGAUGACGCCUCGCAACAGGAUGACCUCACCAACAGCAUCAGAACGCUCAUGAUGCUGUCCAAGAAGUUGAAGCAGAAGCGCAUGGACGCCGGCGCCCUCAGCCUGUCCUCUCCUGAAGUCAAGGUGCAGAUGGAGUCGGAGACUUCGGAUCCCAUCGACGUCAAGACGAAGCAGCACCUCGACACCAUGUCCCUGGUUGAAGAGUUCAUGCUGCUCGCCAAUGUCAGCGUCGCGGCCAAGAUCUACGAGGCCUUCCCACAAACCGCCAUCCUGCGUCGCCACGGCGCGCCUCCCAAGACCAACUUUGACGAGCUCUCGAACCAGCUGCGCGUCAAGAAGGGUCUCGAGCUCCGCGUCGACUCGAGCAAGGCGCUGGCCGACUCUCUCGACAAUUGUGUCGAUCCCGUCGACCCCUUCUUCAACACCCUCGUCCGCAUCAUGGCCACGCGCUGCAUGAUGUCGGCCGAGUACUUCUGCUCGGGAACUCAGGCGUACCCAGAGUUCCGCCACUACGGCCUGGCGUCCGAGAUCUACACGCACUUCACCUCGCCCAUCCGCCGGUACGCCGACCUCGUCGCCCACCGCCAGCUCGCGGCGGCCAUCGGCUACGAGGCCAUCCACCCGGCGGUCCGCAGCCGCGGCCGCCUCGAGGCCGUAUGCAAAAACAUCAACGUGCGGCAUCGCAACGCGCAGCUUGCGGGCCGCGCCAGCAUCGCCUACUACGUCGGCCAGGCGCUCAAGGGCCGGGUCGCCGAGGAGGAGGCCUUUGUGAUGAAGAUUUUCAGCAACGGCUUCGUGGUCCUCGUGCCGCGGUUCGGUAUCGAGGGGUUGAUCAGGCUGAGGGACCUCGCGGAUCCUGAGCCCGAGAGCGCGUUCGAUGCUGAGAAUUAUGUACUCACGACGAGCGGGAGCAAGGAGCUCAGGGUGGAGCUGUUCCAAAAGGUCAAGGUCAAGAUUACGGAUGAGAAGGACGAGAUGACGGGGAAGAGGGGUGUCAAGAUGGAGCUUGUCAGUGUUUAG